CAACACUCUAACAACACCGAACGCCAGAGCACUCGACGCGACGCAAGCACUUCACUGACCAUGGACUCGGCCUACAGUUUCGAGAAUACUCUUCGCGCCCUCGCCGCGUAAUGACACCCAGCAAACGCAAGCGCAAGCCAAUAAGAACAACCACGAACAAGUGGCCCAAGUACACACUACCAGACGUCGGUAGUAGCAGCAGCUCCGAACAGGAAACUGCAGACGACAGUGAAGAAGAGUGGGAAGCUGUGCGCAUACUCGAGCAAAGGGGGCAGGGAUUUGCGCUGCGGUACUACAUUGAGUGGAAAGGAGCCGAUCCCGCGACUGGAGAGCAGUGGGCGCCGACCUGGGAAAGAGCCAGCAACGCCAGUGAAGCCCUGCGCGCAUCCUGGAGGGCAGAACAAGCAAGACGGGCGCAAGAACAGAAAGAGGUGAAAGCAGCAGCUAGGCCGGGUACUCGGCAACGAAGUGCUCGGGAAGAGUCGCCUGCGCGAGCAACACAAGCUCGAGGCGCAAGACGCAGUCGCAUUGUCGAGAGCUCUGAGCAUUCUAAAUCGCCACUAGACUGGGCAUCUCCGCAAGCCAAUAUCGACGUGCGUGGAGACAGCUUCAACCGCGGCGGAUACGCGCCAUUCUCAGAGAUCCCGGAGUCACAGUCUUCACCAGAGAAAAGCGCUGCUGAUAGCACAAACUUGGAGAGCUCACCGUUGUUUGAAUCGCAGCCCGCCCAUUUUGUCUCUGGUAUUGUGCGGGAAACACAGAGCUCUGCUAGUGACGUGAGCUAUAUUCCCGUCACACAGGAAGAGCUUGGCUCCAGUCGACAUUCUGAUUCCAGUGGCGAUUCCAACGAAGAUAACGUAAUUGGGUAUUCGGGUCUCCUCGAUACCGACGAGGCACCAAAGCUUGGCGUACGCGCGCAAUCACCUGCAACCUCCAUCGCCGAAACAGUCGCCGACACAACUCAGGACAUUCACAGUCAACGUCAGUUCGAAAGCUUGCAAGAACAGUCUGGGGUCCCUGAGACAGUCGAGUCACAGUCUCCAGCGACAUCUUACAAGACCGAUCGCACACGCGCUCAGAACGACCAAAGCAUUAGUCAUCGUACUGGGCCUGCUUUGACGCAAUCACACAAUCCAGCAGAACAGCACCUGGUGGAAACUCCUGUCCUAUUUGUCGAGAGCUCAACGCAGUCUAACCACGAAGCUUCUGCCCCGGUACCUGAGCGACCCGAGCAGGAGCAGAACGAAUCCGCUGCGGCGGCGCAGGAAGCACCGGAAGCUACACCCAACACGCAGCUUGCCGCCAGCCUAGGAGGGUUUGCCGUCGCAGAUACACCUCAGAUCUUGCAGCUCUCAACGACAGCCCGUAAGGAAACGAUCCAAGAAGCACAACUCAGCUCCGCACAACAGCUUGAGGCUAUUCAGCUAAGCGCACAGCACGAGACUGAGUUCUCUCUGAUCGACCGCUCUGUCUGGGAAGAUAACGCACAGUUUCCUUUCCAAUCGCAGUGUCCUGCUUUCUUCGAUCCUCGUUCUGUCACAAAGCCAACACAGCGUGCGCUAACGAAACCUCCAAGGACCUGUGGCACGCACGAGAAUCCUUACACCCGACUCAGUGAAGAUCUUUCCCCAAGUACAUCCCAAGAGCGUGGCCCUCUUGGUGAUAGCGAAGAAAGCACUACGAUAGACGAGAUCAAUCAGCCACCAGUAGAAGGAACCCUGCGCACAUUGCCAAAAUACCAUCUGUCCUCGCAGCUCGCGCAUACUCAGGCAAACAGACAGGGCUUCGAAAAAGCAGUCCGUGGAAGCUUAGAGUAUACUCUCAACGAAGCCGAGGCUGCUACGACCUCACAGCCACCGAUAUCCACUGAGCAAUCGAGCGGGUCGCGUGAACACAACGCCCAAGUUGUGCAUUUCGGCGCAUAUUUGGGCACGCAGGAGCAGGUUACUGGAAGCGCACGUGAGACUGUGGAGACUAAUCCAGCGGACGCGCCUCGAUCAAAGCAUAGUAGUCCUUAUUCGAGACACGACUCAUCUCAGGAGACACCAGAACGUAGUUUGGAGUCAGCAGAAGGUAGCGCGUCGCCGAUUCCACAUCAUCCAAAUUAUUCCUUGAGGACGCUUGACUCGAACGUUCCGCCUAGAUCAGCUAGACCAUUACUGAGUUCUUCGUUGUCGAAGAUGGCAGAAAGCACAAGUGAGGCUCCAUCGACGCAGGUCGCUCGGCGGCUCAAUGAAAUUAUAGCGGCAGCCGAAAGAGCAAGGAGACGCUCCAGGGCUUCGCAGGCUUCCGUGGCCGCGUUCACAGGCGCAGCCGCUAACGAUGCAGCCUCGCAGUCCAAUAACGCACUCGCUCCGCCGAGCGUCAAUAUUUCAGCAGAAGGUACAAGAUCACCAUCAACUGUACCAGACCAAUCACCUGCGCUCCCACCAAGUACGUCCCUUCGGACCGUACCAGCAACUACCGCAGUAACUACGCCCCUACGGGCCGUAGCUUUCUACAACGCCGACACAGUCACUGAGCCCUUGAUGGUUGAUUCUCCGGUUGUAAAUCCAAGAACUACCGACCAAACUCCCACAGAGACGAAUGAUAAACUUGUAACCGCAAUUGCAACAGCCGCCGCGCAUAGUGCAACGGCAGUAUCCUCCCCACCUGCGGCUCAUGAUGACAUUGAGAACACGAACGACGUCGAAGACACAAACGACAUUGAUGAUAUCGACGAUUAUGGUGAUGAUGACGAAGACUCGUACGAUGAUGAACUCAAACUUGACAACGAGGAAUACAUUGUUCCCCUGUACAUCGAGGGACGGCAACAGGAUACUUACACUCAGUACAUCAAACAGAAGGAGGAACUUCUGAACGAGGUGCUUGUGCACAGUCCGGCUCCCGUCGAGAAACUCGACGAGGUGGAUCGAGCUCUGGCUUACUUGAAAGGCGUCGAGACGCACCCCGAUCUGACUUACGCUGAAGCAGAGUCUGCGACAGGAGUCGGGUCGCACUCGCUAGCAGAUGUCCGGCAUGGAGCACAAUUUGGUAUCGACAACUCGGUCAAGUUCAAGUUUCUUGGAAGAUUGUUCAACCGCCUCCGCGACAAGAAGAUGCACGUUGUACUGCUACUGGAUCAAGACAACAACGCACUUUCGAACAUCAUAAGGACAUUCCUUGUUGCUGGGGGGUACAAGUACAAGAUGCCAACCAAAGGAUACCAAUCAAUGGCAUCUCCAGAUUCUCUAUUCAUCACGACCUUUCCAAAGGCUGUUACUCCAGUCCUUCCCGUCGUCGACCUCAUCAUCUGUUUGGAUGGGGUACAAAACGCUGCGCAAGCACGACAGAGAAAGGUUCCAGCAUCCGGCAAGAUCAUACCUGUCCUCCAUUUGGUGAUUCCACAAACAGUCGGUCACAUCGAGCGCUAUAUCCUGCCGACCACAGCAAGACGGAUCCGCAUCGAGACGAUUCUGGCAGGACUUGCCCAAACGCAGACACGCAAUGAGGUUGGGAAUGCUAUCGACAUAGACACACCGAGCGCUGGGGAAGCGGCCCAGAUGAUUGCGUGUUGGCUUUUCCCUGAAGAGGAGCAAGAAAGCACAGAGUGGCCUCUUCCCUCGAUCGGGAGUGCAAAAAGCCUCAUCGAGUGGGAUGCAACACAACAGUCCGUCAGGUCUGCGACCUCAUCUCCAGUACCUGAACGAACAAAGCGUCCGCUGGAAGAAGAUGACUUGGACCCCGCAAAACGCAUGCGCUACACACCGCAACCACGUGUGAUACCGAACUCCAGUGCUGUUCACGACCCGGAAAUCACUCGCGUGAGCGACUCGAUGCCCGGUACUGCCGCUUCUGAGAAUGCACGUCUGGCCACGUCUCUUGACAAGGUGAGUACUGCGCUUCUCCAAGAGCGGAAAGAGCGCCGCGAGGAAUCAAUCAUGUGGGACAGACAGCAGACUGAGCACGAAGUUCGCCAAAAUCAGUACCGGAAGCUAUUUAACGAGAAGGCCGCGGUCGAUCGUGAGCUCGCGACCAUGACCGCGAAUCGAGAGAAGAUUCGCGGCCAGCUUGACGUCCAAAUGGCCGAAACCCGAGGCCUCCGCGAUGAAGUCGAAGCCCUACGAGUUCUCAACCUCGCAUCCUCGGACGAAAAGAAUGUCGAAAUCACCCGCCUACGCAAAGAACUUGAAGCUGCCAACCUCGAACGCGAAAAAGCCCGCACCUCCGCCAAGUUACAGGAAGAAACCAUGGACUUUCUCAAAGAACAGUACCGCAAAACCCAAGUCCAAGCAACCCAAGCACAAACCGAAGUCGAAACCCUGACAUCCCAGAACGCCAAACUCGCCCACCAAGCCUCGGGCGAAGCCACAAAGCUCAAGCGAAUGCAUCUCGACCGCAGCAUGAAGAAUUUGAUGCAGCAGAAUAAAGCGCUGCAGAGCGAGAAUGCUACGCUCAAAGCGACGCUGAAAGCAAAAGAGGAAGAGCUCGUUCGUACAAAGUUUCAUAGCGGCAGAGCUGCAUAUGGUACCAGGGGCCAAAGCACAACGCCCCAGCCGAAGACCAGGAGCAGGGCUGCGAGUCCUGAACGAGGGUCUAGGGCUCCGAGGGGUGGUGGCAGAAUCUUGAAUUUGGUUGCCGAGGAGAGGUAAAACGUCUCUGAGGUGGUUGCGGACGAAAAGGAUAAGGAGGCAGAGAGGAAGGGAGGGAGCUUGAGGAAGCUGGGGCGCUGGGGCGUGGGAGAACUACGAGGGCGCCAAGUGUGAAAUCAAAUGAGGAGGAUGACGAGGAGAAUCGGAUACGCAGGCCGAGAAGGCCAAGGAAGAGAGAAAGGGCUGAGGUGGAUAUGAUUGUGCCUUUGGGCGUGCCUUUGGGUGGGUUGCAUUUUGUUGGAUACGCACGUGUCUGCCUCUACGACCCGUCACAACUGGCAUUCAGGCCUUGCACAUUGACAUAGAAGUACUCAGAUAUCAUUCGUUUGCACCUC
Didymella exigua CBS 183.55 is the source of this 4966-nucleotide messenger RNA. RefSeq lists its product as uncharacterized. The record is from RefSeq and is a predicted model, not a curated record. NCBI's taxonomy places the organism in Eukaryota, Fungi, Ascomycota, Dothideomycetes, Pleosporales, Didymellaceae. The transcript has 3 exons. The coding region runs from base 111 to 4631 and encodes 1506 amino acids.